Messenger RNA from Brachypodium distachyon (stiff brome), 698 nucleotides. RefSeq lists its product as uncharacterized. The record is from RefSeq and is a predicted model, not a curated record. The transcript is spliced from 4 exons. Bases 202 to 456 code for a protein of 84 amino acids. Lineage: Eukaryota; Viridiplantae; Streptophyta; Magnoliopsida; Poales; Poaceae.
GAUUUUGGCCCAUAUGCUCUACCGAGGAAUAGGAAAGACUAAUCUGGUAUCCUGCUGGAAAUUUCUCGAUGCUUCGCCGGUUCUCUACUUAGGCGAACGUACAGCCGGCCUGCCGGGAUUCCUCAUUCUUCAAGGUCCCGCCAUUCUUCUGCCGCUCAACACAAAUCGAUCCCGCGCAACGUAAUCGAGGCAGCCUACAAAAUGAGGGGUAGCGUGAGAUCUUUAGUGGAAACUGCAGCAAGACAAAUCAAACCUGUCAAUGGAAGGUUGAUGACAGUUAGCACUCCCCAGAAGCAUGAGAAGGAGGUUAUCUCUAGUGAAUCAGUCCCCGCCAAGGAUGAAAACAUGGAGCCCCUUGUUGCUUUCAGCAGACCACCUCCUAUGCCACCGGUUAUUGGCCCCUUGAUCGCGCUUUCACUUUUUCAAACUUCAUCUAGUGAUGAAGACAACAAAUGAGUCGGCAGGGAACCCACUUGCUCAGGUAGUAGCCCACCUUCCAGAGGUAGGCCUUGUACAGACUCGGAAACUGUAGUGAUCCUGUUGCUGUAGUAAGUAGUAGCCUAGUAGGCAGUCUGUUGUCGAAAGCUUGAAGUUCUGUGAACAUCGUUCUAGUCUUGUGUAAGUGUAACCAUGUUAUAAACUUUGGAGAGCAACUCUGAAGUUUGUCAGUGUGAAACGCCUUAUUUUCUUCUGAAGUU